Molecule: messenger RNA, 1065 nt
Organism: Bacidia gigantensis
Lineage: Eukaryota; Fungi; Ascomycota; Lecanoromycetes; Lecanorales; Ramalinaceae
Exons: 5
Coding region: 1-1065 (354 amino acids)
Source: RefSeq, a predicted model, not a curated record
AUGGCAGCUUACGAUUCUGCAAACCGCUUGGAGAAAGGGGAUCCUGUAUCUCCCUCCCACACCGAACAUACGACUAUUACAGAAUCGUCCUUAGAAAAGGGCAAGGACUUAGACCACGUAAACAAUCCAGAGCAGUCACGCUCUCCGAUCAUUGUUCGAUUCUAUCGCUGGUUCCGACAACGAUGGAUUGUAGGAGUUCCAUCCGGAAUGCAUCGACAUGGUCGCAUGGCCCCUACCAUAACUCGUAAGCAUCAUCCGACGGGGUAUCCUAGAGUUGCUUGUUUUCUUGAUAGCGAUGAUGCUUUCAUGGUAUACCGAAGAUUUGGCUAUCUGUUCUCUCGCCUGCUCCUUUCGAAGCAAGAGGAGAUCAGUAUGCUGGAAUCUUCGUUGGCUGGAAUGGACAAGCAAGACAAGGCCGAGGAUAACGAGAGGUAUAUCAAAUCUCAUUUUGAGGAUGCGAAUCGCGAGAAUAGACCUGAGGCAUGGCCCGAGUCUCGCACCGAGCUUUUGGUCAGACUGGAGGCAAAAGUAAAAGAGUACGCCGAUCUCUUGCUCAAGGCACAGCAACUUAAAUCGCUCGACCAGCCAUCUCGUCGAGACUACAAGAGCGUGUUACACUUCAUGGAGAACGAUGGUGGACCACUCUAUACGAAGGAGGCCGGGUUCAUCUAUAACAGGGAAGAUCUUGUGACUUUACGGCCUGGUCGAGAUCAUGCCUGGCUUGAUGGGAUCCUUGAGCGGACUUUGAAGGCAUUGAGAAGUCGACCGAUCAUAGUAGUCCUGACGUCUGAACAGGAGACCAGAGAGAAGAGUGACGAGGAGGUUAUUCAUUACUAUGAUCGCGAUCGUAUCUCGAUCUGUGUGACUUUGAUCCUGACAAUCAUGAUUUUGGCUCUGCUCGUAGUACCUGUCUGGAUCCUGUACCGGCUCUGUGUUGCUGGGACCAUUGCUACCAGUCCGAACACCCUAUGUGUGAUAGCUAUAUUCACAUUGCUUUGUACUGCAAUACUUGCGUGCUUCACAAAAGCCAAGCGCCACGAGAUUGUGGCUGCCUCUGCUGCGUAA